UCCAUGUGACGUAAUAACAUUACAAGCGCAGUCGUUUGUAUCACUGAAAAGUUUAUUAAUAAUAUUAUUUAUAAAAAUGGCUGGAACUUGGAGUGAAGAUCAAAUUGGUAGAAAAUGGGACCAUUGUUUUGCUGAUGCUGUUAUUAAACUUGGCGGUGGUAUUGUCGUUGGAUCUGUUGUAUCAUUGCUGUUUUUCCGAAGAAGAUGGCCAAUAGUUGUCGGUGGUGGUUUUGGUCUUGGUAUGGCAUUUUCAAAUUGUGAAAAUGAAAUAAAUGCAACAGUAAAGCCAGGCAAAUUAUUAGCUAGAAAUUGUGAUGAUAGCAAAAAACCAACAGCUCCAAAAUAACAAACUAAACAUUCAAUAAAUCAACAAGAAAAAAAAAAACAAAUAAAUAAGCUUAUAAUGU
Messenger RNA from Aphidius gifuensis, 407 nucleotides. RefSeq names its product MICOS complex subunit Mic10-like. The coding region runs from base 77 to 346 and encodes 89 amino acids. NCBI's taxonomy places the organism in Eukaryota, Metazoa, Arthropoda, Insecta, Hymenoptera, Braconidae. Gene Ontology annotation, cellular component: mitochondrion; MICOS complex; mitochondrial inner membrane. The transcript is spliced from 3 exons. The record is from RefSeq and is a predicted model, not a curated record.